AACUGGUAGAAUUCUAACUCUGGAAAAUUUGAACAAGGUAAUUUUUUGUGUGUGGUUAAGGUAUUACAUACAUACAGUAAAAUAAAAUGCAAUAGUUGCUGGGUGUGGAGGCUCACGCCUGUAAUCCCAGUACUUUGGAAGGCAGAGGCGGGUGGAUCAUCUGAAGGUCAGGAGUUCGAGACCAGCCUGACCAACAUGGUGAAAACCCGUCUCUACUAAAAAUACAAAAAUUACCUGGGUGUGGUGGCAGGCGCCCGUAAUCCCAGCUACUUGGGAGGCUAAGGGAGAAGAAUAGCUUGAAACCCGGAGGCGGAGGUUGCAGUGAGGUGAGAUUGCGCCAUUGCGCUCCAGCCUGGCUGACAAGAGUGAAAAGCUAUCUCAGAAUAAAAUAAAAUAAAAAUAUAAUAGUCUAAUUGAUUUUUUAAAAAAUGUAGACAUCCACGUAUCUACCACCUAGGUAAAGAUACUAGAGAUUCCAGCAACCUGGGAGGAUCCCUCGUGACCCUUUCAGGUCUAUAUGAGCCUCCACCGUUCCCCAGUCCCCGGGAAGGAGAGGGGGUGGGAGAAGCAACAUGAAACCUAAAAACCAGUGGGGUUCGCGCCUGUAAUCCCAGCUAUUGGGUUGGCUGAGGCAGGAGGAUCACUUGCCCAGGAGUUGGAGGCUGCAGUGAGCUAUGAUCACGCUACUGCACUCCAGCCUGGGCAACAGAUCAAGACCCCGUCUCUAAGCAAACAAACAAAUAAACACCCCUCAAAACCCAUGGCUUCAGGCCUGGCGCGGUAGCUUACUUCUGUAAUCUCAGCACUUUGGGAGGCCGAGGAGGGCGGAUCACUUGAGCUCAGGAGUUCCAGACCAGCCUGGCCAACAUGGCGAAACCCCGUCUCUACUAAAAAAUAAAAAAAAUUGGCCGGGCGCGGUGGCUCACACCUGUAAUUCCAGCACUUUGGGAGGCCGAGGCGGGCGGAUCACGCGGUCAAGAAUUCAAGACCAGCCUGACCAACAUGGUGAAACCCUGUCUCUACUAAAAAUACAAAAAAUUAGCCGGGCGCGGUGGCGGGCGCCUGUAAUCCCAGCUACUCAGCAGGCUGAGGCAGGAGAAUCGCUUGAGCCCAGGAGGCGGAGGUUGCAGUGAGCCGAGAUCGCGCCACUGCACUCCAGCCUGGGCAACAGAACGAGACUCUGUCUCAAAAAACAAACAAACAAACAAACAAAAAACAGAAAAAUUAACCAAGCGUGGUGGCUCACGCCUGUAAUCCCAGCUACUCGCGAGGCUGAGGCACGAGAAUCUCUUGAACCCGGGAGACGGAGGUUGCAGUGAGCCGAGAUCGCGCCACUGGACUCCAGCCUGGGCGACAGAGCGAGACUCCGUGUCAAAAACAAAACAAAACAAAACAAAACAAAAGAAAAAAACCUUAGUUUCAGCCCGCACAUUCCCUCAACUCCUAUCGCUGCCUGCAAAUCUUUCGCCAUCUUCUUGGACAAUCCUAAGAGGGCAUUGCAUAGGCUUCCGGACACUGUCGUUUUCCUGGGAAGUCCACACGAACUUUAGCUUGGACGAGAAAGGACUAGGGAAAGAUUUUUGGUCCUUCGGAGCCGCCGUCCAGGAUCGGAGCGCGCAGAGUCGCUUGUCCCUCGGCGGUUGCCGUGCCACCUUUACGUGGCAGCUGCGGGAGCCUGCCAAUCCACUGCGCCCGCAUCAGCCCCCACUGGUGGCGCAGGCGGAAGGGGCGGAGCUUAGGCGGCGGUGGCUGAGAAGGCAGCGGGGCGGCGGCGGCAGCGGCGGCGGCUCUGGAGGCCGCGGUCCGGGUCCUGGCUUCGGCCUCAGCCCCACCAUGGUGACUCUUGCUGAACUGCUGGUGCUCCUGGCCGCUCUCCUGGCCACGGUCUCGGGCUAUUUCGUUAGCAUCGACGCGCAUGCUGAGGAGUGCUUCUUUGAGCGGGUCACCUCGGGCACCAAGAUGGGCCUCAUCUUCGAGGUGGCGGAGGGCGGCUUCCUGGACAUCGACGUGGAGAUUACAGGACCAGAUAACAAAGGAAUUUACAAAGGAGACAGAGAAUCCAGUGGGAAAUACACAUUUGCUGCUCACAUGGACGGAACAUACAAAUUUUGUUUUAGUAACCGGAUGUCCACCAUGACUCCAAAAAUAGUGAUGUUCACCAUUGAUAUUGGGGAGGCUCCAAAAGGACAAGAUAUGGAAACAGAAGCUCACCAGAACAAGCUAGAAGAAAUGAUCAAUGAGCUAGCAGUGGCGAUGACAGCUGUAAAGCAUGAACAGGAAUACAUGGAAGUCCGGGAGAGGAUACACAGAGCCAUCAACGACAACACAAACAGCAGAGUGGUCCUUUGGUCCUUCUUUGAAGCUCUUGUUCUAGUUGCCAUGACAUUGGGACAGAUCUACUACCUGAAGAGAUUUUUUGAAGUCCGGAGGGUUGUUUAAAAAGCCUCUUCCUGAUGAUCCCAACUCAGAAUUCACUGUUUACCAAACACCUUGGUCAUAAUAAUGUCAUUAGUUUCUCCAUUUUUAUUUUCUGAACUGUACAUUCACAACUUAUAUUUCUUUGUGAUUAAUAGAUAUUGGGGGCAAAACGCCUUUUUAGGAAAAUUAUAGUGAAAAUUUGACAGUCGACUGGCAUAAUUUCUUGUUUGAAUGCUGCCUCCAUUAUAUAGGUCCUUCCAGGAACUCAAACACUGUAAAUGAAAUAUGGGAGUAUAGUUUUUAUUAUUUCUUCUUUUCCUUUUGUUUUCAUAAUAUAAUGCAGUUUGUUCAGGAAAUCAGCACAAAGCCUGAUAGUGCUUUACUAAAAUGACUGCAUUCUUUGGAUUCCCUCAGUCUAUGGUUCAAGUCACUAAAGAUUCAUUUUUGUUGAGUCCUUAUGAGAAACAGCAGUAUGAAUCUUGACGGUUUCUGCCCGUCCUAAUGGCAGAGCUCUCUGACUUGGGCGUAUGCUGCCAGGCUGGGUACUUUCAUACUUUGUUUUUUUGUUUUGCUUUAAAACUACGACUCAGCAUACAUUUUCCCACAUACAUUUUUAUAUUGUACCUUAGGACUCAAUCAUCUCCACUUAAAUUGAUGAUACAAGCAGCUAAUAACCAUUUUUGGGUUUCUGCCUAACCCUCUAAUUGUCUGUUAAAGCCAAUUCUCUGGGUGUUCCAGUGAGUGGUGGCUUUUUUUCUUUCCACACUGGCACAUUCACUUCUCCCACUCUUGGCAUGUAAGAAAUAAGCAUUUACAUAAUUGGAAAAAUCCGGAUUUCUGAUGCCAAAGGGUUAAAGCCUCUUGGAUUUCAUUUCAGUGAUAUACAGCCACUAUUUUAUUUUUGAUCAGUGGCCUUUGGGCCACUGUUUAGGGUACUGACCAUAAGUGUCAGCAUUAGGGUUUUGGUUUUCGUUUCUUUUGGGUCUUUCUUUUUUGGCACAUGUGAAUCUUGUUUUGUGUAAAAUGAAAUUACUUUCUCUUGUUCUCUGAUGAUGGGUUUAAUAUUAAAAGAGCAUCAGGUUUUGGUAUGGGGAUGAUCCAGGAUUAUGUUGUGACUGAUACAUAUCAGUUACUUAUACAAUUUGUUUUUUUUUUUUUUUUGGAUCUUUGCAAGGGGAAAACUACAAGUAACGAGUUUUAUAUAAUUAAUUUAAAUUUGUUACAGGUUUUCAUGUUCAGGAUAAACCAUUUUUCCACCUUGGGUGAGAACACUUGCAACAGUUUAUUAAUGAGGUGACUUUCACCUUAGGACAACUGUUGCAUGCCAAGUUUUUUUUUGUGUGUGAAACACUUCAAAAUUGAUUUAAAAGAUGUAAAUUUAAAAUUGGUUGUAUCUAAUAUGCCCCAGGUUCGGUAAAUAAACAAUUCUUUUUAAAAA
Molecule: messenger RNA, 3856 nt
Organism: Pongo pygmaeus (Bornean orangutan)
Lineage: Eukaryota; Metazoa; Chordata; Mammalia; Primates; Hominidae
Gene: TMED2
Product: transmembrane p24 trafficking protein 2
Exons: 4
Coding region: 1834-2439 (201 amino acids)
Source: RefSeq, a predicted model, not a curated record